Taeniopygia guttata (zebra finch) is the source of this 3286-nucleotide messenger RNA. The record is from RefSeq and is a predicted model, not a curated record. Lineage: Eukaryota; Metazoa; Chordata; Aves; Passeriformes; Estrildidae.
UUCAGCACAAUUAAGACCUUAAAUUUCUGUAUGAUGAUUUAUUAAUUUGUAUAAAUUAUUCUGUACUCCACAGUGUAAUGUGAUGGUAAGGGAUAGAAGAGAGCAACCACAAUCAAGAACUUGUAGAAAGCUUUUAAUUUUUUUUUUUUAUUCAUGUGCUGAUUUAUAAGUCUAAUUAUUUAUUGUGUCCUCAUCAUGGUAUCACUGUGGUGUAUACUGUUGGCACCUCACAAAUGAUAAAAAGUGUAUGUAAAAAUUGUAGAGUUCUAGAGAUGCUUAGGGAAAGAUACCACGCGGGUUGUGGUAUCUUGAAGGGUAUUUCAGCUUUUACUGGCUAUGAGUUCAGAGAUAAGCUUUGUGUAUAUUUUAUGCUGAUUGAGACACCUGUACUAAUGUUACAUUUUUUUCAGGUACCUCGUUGAUACCUUGCAGAGGCAAUGGAAGCAAUGAUGAAAACCCUGUUGUAAUUAAAGCAUUUAAAAAAAAGUAUUCUUUGCUGUGCAAUACUCUUAGUAUCAUUCAAUGCCUACUAUUUCAGAAGAUGAAAAAGAAAAUGGUUCUGGAAGUAAUGGAAACACUGAAAACAGACCUGGAAAAGAAUCCCCGGAAGCUUCUCUUCACGAUCCUGUGAAGCCGUACUGCAUGUCAGACGCCUCCACUGCAUCCUUGGUGUCUAGAGAAGAUGGGCAUUAUCCAUGGGGAUGUCCUGUGACUCAUACAAGAGAGAAAUUUUAUACCAUCUGCUCAGACUAUGCUUUUUUAAACAGAGUAACAUCUAUUUGUAAAAGUCCAAGUGCUUCAGUUAGUGCCUGCCUAUCAAGUAGUGCUGCCUUAAACGUUGGAAAUAACACACCUAACUUACUCAGCAUUCAAACUGGUGCUUCAGAGAUUAUCUACAAUGAAGAUGCUAACUUGGAAAGCCUGCCUGGCAAUCUUGGAAAGCUUCCACUGGCAUGGGAAAUUGACAAAUCUGAGUUUAAUGGCGUGAACUCAAAUCUGAAGAACAAAGCAGGCAACAUGAAGAAACAAGGGACGAAGAAAAAAUCUGUGGACAAAAAAAGCAAACAAUACAGGGAGUGUCCUCAGCGUUCAGCUCUUGAAGACGUGAAGGAGAGAAAAGUAUUGGACCUUCGGAGAUGGUAUUGUGUUAGCCGACCUCAAUACAAGACUUCCUGUGGAAUUUCAUCCUUAGUGUCUUGCUGGAAUUUCUUAUAUAGUACACUAGGAGCUGGAAGUUUACCCCCCAUCACUCAAGAAGAAGCCUUGCAUAUACUGGGCUUUCAGCCCCCAUUUGAGGAGAUUAGGUUUGGUCCCUUCACUGGAAAUACAACUCUGAUGAGAUGGUUUAGGCAAAUAAAUGAUCACUUCCAUAUCAAAGGAUGCUCAUAUGUUCUGUAUAAGCCUCAUGGGAAGAACAAGACAGCUGGAGAAACUGCUGCAGGGGCUCUAGCAAAGUUAACGCGUGGACUGAAAGACGAAUCAAUGGCCUACAUCUACCAUUGCCAAAACCAUUAUUUUUGCCCAAUUGGAUUUGAAGCAACCCCAGUAAAAGCUAGUAAAGCCUAUAGGUUGCUGGAUUUGGACUCGGGAGACCUGGGUUCAGUUCCCAGUUCAACCACAGACUUCCAAUGUGACUUUAGGGGUCGUGUCUUGCAGCAAGAAGUAGAAUAUUGGAUCUUAAUUGGAGAGCCCAGCAGAAAGCAUCCAACAAUACAUUGUAAAAGGUGGACAGAUAUUGUCACUGACCUAAAUACUCAAAAUCCAGAAUAUCUAGAUAUUCGACACCUAGAGAGAGGAUUGCAACAUCGAAAAACAAAGAAGGUUGGAGGAAAUCUUCAUUGCAUCAUUGCCUUUCAGAGACUUAACUGGCAAAGAUUUGGUCCUUGGAAUUUUCCAUUUGGGAAUGUGAGACAGAAUAAACAAUCCCAAACACAGGGACAAGGAAUUUCCAAAUCUGAGAGUGAAGACAAUAUAUCUAAGAAACAACAUGGGCGACUGGGUCGAUCUUUCAGUGCUAGCUUUCAUCAAGAAUCUAUGUGGAAGAAAUCUAAUCUUCGGGAGAGGAGGAACAGUGGAUAUCAAAGUUACAAUGAUUAUGAUGGAAAUGAUUAAAAUUAACUUUAGAUUAUAGAGUUGAUACAUUAAAGUUAGUUUUAAUCAAAACAUAUUAGGGAUUUAUUAGUCCUAGAACACAUAAGAAUAGAAAUUAUGGUAUAAGAUACAGCUUCAUAAUUAUUAAAUAAAUAUGUUGAUAUGGUUGCAAUAGACGAGACCUGAUGUAUAAAGUAACAGAUAAGCACAGAUUAUUGUAAUUUUGCAAUCAAAGGUGAAUAUGAUAGCAAAAUCAAUCAUUUCUUUUGAAAUAAUUGUACUAUGUCCUGAUAUGUGAAAACAAAAGAGCAGGUUGAAAUCAGUCAAUGUAAUAAACAAACUUCAUUGAAUAUAUUUAUUGUUAAAAAGCAUGAAAAAUUAUAACAUUGUAAAAAAGGGUUAUUCUGCAAAUGGUGUAAGGAUAAAAGAAAACAUUGCCUUUAUUUUUAGCACUUCAUUUUAGUAAGGCUGCCCAUAUCCAGUGCAAAUGAAAAAAACCAUCACAUAGGUUAGAAAACCUUGGAUUUACAAAGAGAAUGUAGAUUCUCAGUUUAAGUCCUAUUUGGCUUCUGUCAGUCAGAUAAUCAUAUCUUGUCAAGAAGGUCUCAGUUUCUUUUCCCUUAUCUGGUUGCCUGUUUUUGACUGUGAGGAAUCACCUGUUCAGGCACAGUAAUUCUCUAUUAUUUUUGCUCUGUGGGUAAAGGGGCUGAAUUCUUACCCUGGAGCCUCUUGAGAGCACGGACUCACUUAACACAAGCUUAUGAAAUUCAGUAUUAAAAGCUGCAUUUACCAUUAGCCAAAUAAGCUAGCUGAACACUGAGUUCUGUUGGCAGUUCUUUUCCUUGUUCAGUCUUGCAAUCUCUGUCCUUUGCUGCUUUUUUCAUUUUGUGUGAAGGGGAUGCAAGUGCUGAAAAUUGCUGGUCACCCCGAUGAUAUACCUCUCAGCCAGCACACAAUUCAAGCAUUUUCAGGUGUCCCAGGUGCAUUCUUUUUCCCUGAUAAAUCCAGUUGUUUGCCCAAACACAUCUCAACAGUUGUGUUGUUCUGUGUACAAAUGUUCAUACCUGCUCAAGGAUUAAUUUUUUGACAUAAAAAGAUUUGUCAUGGAAUGCAGGGGUUUUGUAGGUUGCUGCUUUUGUUAACCAAAAAUGGGAGACUUUUAGACUUUUGUUCAUUCAAUAAAAUUUGUUUUCUA